AUGCAUUUCCAAUUAAGCAAUAACAUACGCCUAUGCCUGCGUACUUCUGCUUGUCUCUGCAUAUGCGUCUUUGUUUCUCCAUUUAAAAACAAAAGAAAAAUGUCAUCACCAUCACCACUAAUAUCACUAACAUUGUUAUCACUGUGCGUUGUCAUCAUCUUGUCAUUGCCAUUGAGCAAUAAUUACCAGUUAUCAACAAGCAGACAUUUACCGCUACGUCUCAGUAACAGAGUAAACAGAGAAAAACGAAGCUAUCAGUUAGAGGAAAGAAUAAGACUACCAACUGGACGAAUUGCCGAAAUACGUAAGAAGCAUGAAGUUGUUAAAGGUGACAGCAGUAAUGUUGACAAUAAUGGCGUUGACGGAGAUGAUGAACUGAUUGAUCAACUUGAUGACUUAGAACUGGCAAUUUUGGCACGAAUUGUGCAGGGCCAAUUGGAUCGAUAUGAUCCUGAUUUACCCGUUGGUGAAUAUCAAAUUGUCAAAUUACCCCGCAAUUUAGUUAGACAACCGAUAUUACCGUAUACAGCGGAUAUCGGUAACAGUGAAAACGAAUUAACCAUGCUUACUAAUGAUCAACGACAAAUUGCACUACCGUUUAUCGAGUUGCCUGAAGAUGACGUUUAUGAAACCGAUGGAGAAAUUGAAGAGGUACCCAAGUAUGUUUUGAUACCAGCAGAGGAAAUGAUCACAGUACCUACCAGUAUGGUCGAAGAGGGCCUGAUACCAAUUGAUGAAGAUGCAUUAAAUGACCUGGAACUACGAGGCAGGAUAGCUGUACUAGCUAAUGCUUUAAAUGAGCGUGCUACUCGGGGCUUAUAA
Brugia malayi is the source of this 822-nucleotide messenger RNA. RefSeq lists its product as uncharacterized. The transcript has 6 exons. The record is from RefSeq and is a predicted model, not a curated record. The coding region runs from base 1 to 822 and encodes 273 amino acids. Lineage: Eukaryota; Metazoa; Nematoda; Chromadorea; Rhabditida; Onchocercidae.